This is a messenger RNA of Octopus bimaculoides (California two-spot octopus), 5483 nucleotides long. RefSeq lists its product as uncharacterized. The record is from RefSeq and is a predicted model, not a curated record. NCBI's taxonomy places the organism in Eukaryota, Metazoa, Mollusca, Cephalopoda, Octopoda, Octopodidae.
AGGCGCCACCACCCAGAAGUGAAAUUUAUUCCUGUUCGCGCACUCGCUUUUUUACAUAUGUAAAAGAAUUAUUCAUUGGAAGGUUGGAUUAAAUUCUCCAAAUGUCUCACUCAUACGCAACGAAAGUGUAGUGAUGUGUGUGUUGAUCUGGUUGUUUAACUAUGUACAGAGUUGAAUGAAUAAGAAAAUAAGACAGUGCUCUGAGUAUACUUUCAACAAUCUUGGCUGAGAUAACUACUAUGUUUACUUUUAUCGAUGGUUUUUAGGAUAACAGUAUGAUAAACUUCUUUGGUUGCCAAGUAAGAUAAGAGUGGCCGUAAUUACAACUCAACUAAUAGAAAAUAUUACAAGUGAGCCAUCGAAACUGAAUGUCAAGUAAGAUUCGGUUGAAGAAGAUAUGCUUUAGUGUGGAAUUUUGUUGGGAUAUUUUCAUUUGAUAGCCCAGCAAUAAAAUGUGUAAUUUUCAUUGUGGAAAUACAUUGCAUUUGAAAAUUGGUUCAAACACUAGAGAAUCUUUACUAGUGUGAUGUUAAUGUGAAAGCAUUUUUUUUGAAAGAGUUUGUUUUGUCUGCACACAGAUGUUUUAAGAUGGAGGAAAAAUACUACGACUGUGAAUUUUGUAGGGAAGUUUUUCCAACUAAUGAAGAAUUGAAUGCUCAUAAACUCAUUCAUGCAGCAGAAAAACCCUAUCAAUGUGAGGAUUGUGGGACUGCAUUCUCUGAGAGUAGUGAGUUAUUAUCUCAUAAAUGUACAGUUCAUACGGGAGACAAACGAAGCCAAUGUGAAAUUUGUGGGAAAUCUUUUUCGAAAAAUAGUAAUCUUUCUGCUCAUGUACGCACUGUUCAUAUGGGAGAAAAGCCCUACAUUUGUGAAUUUUGUGGGAAAGCAUUUACAGCAGCUUGUGGUUUAACAAGACACAAAACUCUUCAUACAGGAGAAAAGCCCCAUGUUUGUCAAAUUUGUGGCAAGGCAUUUCCUAGAAUCCAUGAAUUAUCAGUUCAUACAAAUACGCAUACAGAUGAAAAUCCAUUCAAAUGUGACAUUUGUGAGAAGGUAUUUUCUUCAGGCAGUUCAUUAAAACGUCAUACAUAUACACAUACUGGUGAAAAACCUUAUCGUUGUAGUGUUUGUGGGAAAGCAUUUUCUAAUACUGGUUCAUUAGAAUUUCAUAAAUAUACUCAUACUAAUGAGAAACCAUAUAAAUGUGACAUUUGUGGAAAAGCAUUUCCCAGAAACUGUGACCUUUCAGUUCAUAAAUAUAUUCAUACCGGGGAAAAACCAUACAAUUGUGACAUUUGUGGGAAAGCCUUUUCUAGAAACCAAGACCUUACAAUUCAUAGAUAUACUCAUACAGAUGAAAAGCCAUAUAGUUGUGAGGUUUGUGGAAAAUCAUUUACUAGAAAUCAUGACCUUUCAGUUCAUAAAUAUAGUCACACUGGUGAGAAACCAUUCAAAUGUGAAAUUUGUGGGAAAGCAUUUUCCGGAAAACGAUACCUUUCAGUUCAUAAAUAUACUCACACUGAUGAGAAACCUUACAAAUGUGAUGUUUGUGGGAAAGCAUUUCCUAGAAACUGUGAUCUUUCAAUUCAUAAAUAUACUCAUAGUGAUGAAAAACCGUAUAAAUGUGAUGUUUGUGGAAAAGCAUUUGCUAGAAACCGUGACCUUACAGUUCAUACAUACACUCACACUGGUGAAAAGCCGUACAAAUGUGAUGUUUGCGAUAAGGCGUUUUGUAAAAAAGGUUCACUAAAAGUUCAUAGAUAUAACCAUACUGGUGAAAAACCAUACAAAUGUGACAUUUGUGACAGAGCAUUUUCUAAUAAUGGUUCAUUACAAUUUCAUAAAUAUAGUCAUACAGAUGAAAAACCUUUCAAAUGUGACAUUUGUGGGAAAGGAUUCCCUAGAAACAGUGAUCUUUCAGUCCAUAAAUAUGUCCAUUCUGAUGAAAAACCAUAUAAUUGUGACAUUUGUGGUAAGGCAUUUUCUAGAAACUAUGACCUUUCUGUUCAUAUAUACAGUCAUACAGGAGGAAAACCAUACAAAUGUGACACUUGUGGGAAAACAUUCUCUAGAAACUGUGACCUUUCAGUUCAUAAGUAUACUCAUACUGAUGAAAAACCAUACAAAUGUGAUGUUUGUGGGAAAGCAUUUCCUAGAAAUCAUGACCUCUCAGUUCAUAAAUCUACCCAUACUGGUGAAAAACCUUAUAAAUGUGACAUUUGUGGGAAAGAAUAUCCUAGAAACUGUGACCUCUCAGCUCAUAAAUAUACUCAUAGUGGUGAAAAACCAUACAAAUGUGACAUUUGCGAGAAAGCAUUUUCUCGAAAUAUUUCCUUAACAAGACAUAAGAAGACUCAUAUUGGGAAAAUAAUCAUAACUGUGUGAAACAUCUGUAGAGAAAUCUACAAAAUAUAAACUGAGAGAUGAAAAUAUGUCCUGGUACAACUGAGAAGCAGUAUUAUUGAUAUAUUUGAACUUUUCUUUCAUUUCUAUUGAAAUAAACUUUCUUGUAUACAACUUAAUUAAAUACAGGUUAUUCCUGAUUCUUUCAUUAUUCAUUUUCUAUAAUCUCUAUAACUCCCUCUGACCAACCCACAAAUUCUUUACCUUGUAACAACUGUAAAAUUUGUGAAACUACCUCUUCUACAAUAUAACCGAUGUACUUGAACCUAUUCUCUCAUUGUUAUUGAAGUGGUCUUUGUUCUUUCAGAUAUUCUGAUUGUAUAGUAAACACUUAUUUUUAUUUGUUUGGUUUGAAAGAUAACCGUUUUAUAUCAUGUCUUUAGUUAAGAAUGAAAUAAUGAUACCAGUAAUUUUAUUUUUAAAUAUGCUAAAUAACAGUUUGUCAACUCUUAUUUGCUUUUAUUUUUUACAUUGUUGAAUUGGUAAUUUUAUUUCACCACUUUCAAAGUUGUCCAUCCUCUCACUAAUGGUCUCUGGUCUUUGAAACUCAAUAUAAUUGCUCUUGACGCUAGCAAAGAUUUUGGUUAUAUCUACAUGAAAAACCUUCUGAAAGAAAAUAGUUUUGCAGCAUGUAUUUCCUGUUAAAAGUAUUCAUAUACUAUACACUCUAGUAUGACUCACUAAUUCUAAUACAGACCCACCUUCAUACCUUUAAAACAAAGGUUAUAACAGGUGUCAUCCCAGAUAUCUUGGAACACAUCUUGAAAUGAAGAUAUUUCAAUAUACAACCACAACCUACUUACAUCUUAAACUUUCAAUCUCUGUAAAUGUUAAGCCUCACAGUCUCUCCUAAUUCUUGUGAUGUCCCCAUAUCCAAGACAUCCUUGACUUCCAAAAGUCAAAAUCCUUGUUUCAGAUUUUGAUGCUAUAUAACACUGAACAACUACUGGCCCCCUUUAAGGCAAACGUAUGACCAACACAGGAAUACGGUUCACAAAUGUGUGACAGUUUAACUGGUUAUAGUAUUAUUGUGGGGCCUGGAAGGUGGAGACUCACAAGUUGGUUGGGAGUAUCUACAAGUGGAAUGAACCCAUCCAACUCCAAGGAGCAGAACUUUAGAGAAAGCAGAAGGAGUAGCCAGCACAUCUGUAGAUCAGAGACAAGUAUGUGGGUAAAACACUUCAUCCAGUCAAUCGAGUGCUUUUCUAGUGGUAUCUGGGUAAAUGUAGCCAAGACAGUAGAGAUGGGAGCAGUAUUCCAAUGUGGGUGUUAUGAGAGCUUUGUAGAAGGUUAGUGUAUGAUGGGGUCUUGAGUAUAUUUUGUCAAGAAGAAAAAGGCCUGGCUUUUUAAUGCAGUCUUUCAUUUGUUUGUAAUAUGUAUCUGUCGAGAGACCAACAGUGAUGUUGAAGAUUUGAAACGAUCAAGAAAAUUCUAUUUGUGUGAUGUUCAUUGGGGGGGGGGGGCGUAAGUAGGAGUGGUGAGUCGCUAUGUUUUGGUAUAUGAAUUCUUUUUGCUGUUAAAAAGACAAGAUUGACAUGAUAUAAGAUAUUUCUCAGGUUUCUGUCCAAGAAGUGAUUGCAGAGUCCGUGUGUAAUACCAGGCUAACAUGUGGAUGAUGCUUGAGUACAGAAGUUUUGAGAGAAAUGAAGGACAUAUCGCUGAAGUUGAUGGCAAGAAGAGUGUAAAUGACAAAACUGAGCCGUUGGUCUUACAAAACCAAGAGAGGAGAAAUGAAUUGAAUCCAUAGAUGAACAAUUUGUAGUAAAACUUCCUACCUUGGACUCAGUCUGCCAGAUAUCAACAGAAGCUUUGCUCAUGUCAGAACUUUUUGAGAGCAAGAACUGCCACAGCAAUUACUAAGCUAACUUGAUGUGCUAUAGGUCCUGAGAAGUGGGGGACGGUGUGCAUAUAUGACUGUAUGGUAGAUAGUUGUGGUGAGGUAGUUGUUGGAAAACCCAGUAGUUGCACAGGGUUAUGAUCUGUUGGAAGCUAAAUUUAGAGGUGACAAAAAAAUCGAGGACGUUUGCAGUUCGUGUGUCAGUCAAAGAUGUAUUUAGAUGAUGAAACCAUUAAUGUGGAAUUAAAGAUUGUGAGAUUUGAUUUCUGUACCGACAGCGACUGUAUGGGAGGAAUUGUAAGCAUUGAACUUAAUAAGGGUGAUGAUUUUUGGGUGAAGUGAGAUAGAUGUAUUGAUGCUGGAAGAGAUAUGAUUGAAGAGUCGUUGGUAAUUCAAGGAGUUUUGAAAGUGACAGAGGACGCAAGUGUAUUUAGAUAAAUAUGUAUGGAUGUAAGCGUUAAGUGUCUAAGCGAGAUAUUUGAGUCUAAGAUCGUGCGGACACCAUCUUUCGUGGUGGUAUCUGAGUAAAUAUUGUAGCAUGGACUAUAGCGUUAAGAAAUUUGUGUUGAUAGUAAUGUUAUGAGUAGUCUGCGUGUCUGUAAGAGGUGUUGAUGUGGUCUUAGUUCAAUAGGAGUAUACAGCUAUGGAGUUCAGAAAGGAUAAUUGUCGUGAUUACAUCUCUGAAGCCUAAAACGAAUUCCGCUGAAGGUACUUAUGAGUCAGGAGGUGGUGUGUUGUAUCCAGAAAGGAAAAGGAGCCCUCUGCGCCAUGUAUAACUGACUAAAUGAAACAAAUGAUGGCCCAGGAUCAAAUAAGUAUCGGUAGCUUUAGCUAUUAAUAUAUAGAAAUGUUGCUCCACAUAAAAGUACGAGAGUAUGUGUAUAUAUGUGUGUGCAUGUAAAUUAUAUUUAACUCGUUCAUACAUACAUAGACGUAGAAACACUUUUGCAGCAGAAACUGUCACGAGAAAAACAUUCUCCAAAUAGACAAUGUGAAACUCAUCCAGCGUACUGAAGAUUCUGCCAGCUUGCUGCGCCGCCCUACACACGCACACAUACAUGCCAUUACGCUCUGAGUUCAAAUUCCGCCAAGGCCAACUUUGCCUUUCAUCCCUUCGGGGUCGAUUAAAUAAGAACCAGUUACACACUGAGGUCUAUGUAAUCGACUUCAUCCCUUUCUCUGUCCUUGUUUGUCCUCUCUGUUUAACCCCCUGUGGGCAAUAAAGAAAUAUAUAUAUAAACUG